GGCCUCUAUGGAAAAUUAUAAAAUGGAUUUUUAAGUGUUAUAUAUAUAUAUUAAGGAAGUUGUUUUAAAUUUAAAAUCUGUUUACACUCGAUUUUUCGCGUUUUAAGUUAUUUUAACAAUUUUGAUUUGAUGUUUUGACCAGAAUCAAGCGGAGCAGUGAGCUGUUGAGAAACAAACCAACUUGUUUUGCGCGCUCAUAUGACCUUAUGCAGUUGCAAGCGCCUUAAAACCCCAUUCUAAACUAAACUAAAACUCUUGCUGUAAUUGUAACACUUUUGUUUCUCUGUUAACUAACCUUGGGUUACAAAUACAAUUUGACAUAUUUUAUUUGACAAUGAAGAUCAAUCAUUGUUUUGUAGAGUAGCAAAACUGUACAAAAAAUUGAAAAUAAAAAAGUACACAAAACAGUGAGGAGGCAGUGUCGUGUUAUUUUAUUAGUAGUUUCAGGUUCAGUUUUCAUAACUUAUUGAGUUGCUUUAUAAUAUUAUUUGCUUUUACUUGCAGGCUACACACAAUCUUUAAGGGCUUUGAUGAACUGAGUACAUUUUCACUGUUCUCGUCAAGAAAAAAGUCGUAAUAUCCAAGAUAAAUAUAUCCUAAAAAGAAAAGAGAGGCCGAUGCCAUGGCUCUCUUGCCCGGUCUUUGCACAGCUCUUACGCAAGAAACAUGGCAGAAGUUACAAGAUGCCUCGAUCAAAACUGUGACUGAUUUCAUCUCCAAAGACCCAGAACUUCUCUCUCAGAGGCUUCACUUACCCUACAAGGACCUGUGUUCUAUUCAGCGAGUUCUUCUGGCUGAGCAUGCUGCAUACCCUGUGUCAGCGGCGUUGUUAUACAAUGGUGCCUUGACUACUUUUGCCACCUUGUCCACGGGCUAUGACAGGCUUGACGACUUGUUGGAUGGAGGUUUAUAUACAGGGGAGGUCACUGAAUUUGCAGGGGAUUGUGCUGCUGGUAAAACUACGAUCUGUCAUGCUGCUAGUGCGACUACGAUCAGCACGGAUGGGCAAUCCGUCCUUUAUAUCGACACUGUCUGCUCACUCAGCCCACAGAGCAUUGCCGAGUGUCUACUGAAGACUCAUACCGACACUUGCCCGGAUGAGCAAACCCUCCAUUCCUGCCUUAAGAAAAUGAGAUCUGUACAAGCCUUUGAUGUGUGGGAGCUGUUUGCUGUGCUGAAGGAUUUAGCCUCCAAACUGGCAGAGGGUUCCAGUGAUACAAGGGACUUAAAGCUCAUUAUUGUGGACAGUUUAGUGCCUGUUAUAUACUCUGUGGCAGGAGGCGUGCAGCAAGCCCAGGGCUACCUCUCAGAGAUUGGUCUCAGGCUCAAACAGCUGGCGGUCACGUUCUCUCUUGCUGUUGUGGUAACCAACAACCUUGUGUCAGACUUUGGUGGUUCGGGGAGGAUAGCAGCUCUUGGAAAACUGUGGUCUCACCUUCUGCACACUCGCGUGAUCCUGGAGAGAUGUGAGGAUCCCACAGUUUUGUCUGGCACAAGGACUGCUCUACUGGUCAAGAGUUGCCGACAGAAGUCUCCAUCUUCAGUUGUAUUUUCCUUGGGCUGAUGAAGAAGACUAUCUUGCCCAAAGUAUUCUGUUCAAUUGGAAGAGUCACUUGCUGCUGACGGAGGAAGCGCCGAUGACACAACAGAACUGACCGCUGGCUGACCAUCCCUGUCUUGCUCCACCAACCUGUCGGCGCUGUACACCUUGUUCCACGAUAUCCGGUCAUAAGAGCGUACGUCGUGAGGUGUGAUGGCAUUACCACUGGCAACAAUUUCACGAUACUGCUGCACAAAGAAUCUGUUCACGUCUGAGAUCUUCUCAUAGUUUUCAUAGUCCUCCAGCUGGUGAGAAAAUAAUCGAAGAAAAAAGUCUGUUCCAUUAAUUCUGAUUAAAUAGACCCAGGAACACAUAUUACGAAUAAGUAGGCUAUAAUAUAAGCCCCUACAGGGUUAAAACACACUUAACCCUUUCGCACUUAGCAGGCUUGGCCAGCUGUGGCCCCCCCAUCCUUAAGACAAGGGCAACAACUCCACGAAAAUUGAAGGGGUACCUUACUAAAAAAAUGGUAUAAAAUCACAAACACUACCAAAAAUGAUGAAAAUAGUAUUUUCUGAAAGGAAAA
This is a messenger RNA of Aplysia californica (California sea hare), 2126 nucleotides long. Its product is annotated as DNA repair protein RAD51 homolog 4. Gene Ontology annotation, biological process: telomere maintenance; double-strand break repair via homologous recombination; reciprocal meiotic recombination. Gene Ontology annotation, molecular function: ATP binding; four-way junction DNA binding; ATP-dependent DNA damage sensor activity. The transcript has 10 exons. The record is from RefSeq and is a predicted model, not a curated record. NCBI's taxonomy places the organism in Eukaryota, Metazoa, Mollusca, Gastropoda, Aplysiida, Aplysiidae. Bases 623 to 1564 code for a protein of 313 amino acids. Gene Ontology annotation, cellular component: replication fork; Rad51B-Rad51C-Rad51D-XRCC2 complex; centrosome.